Molecule: messenger RNA, 3503 nt
Organism: Lineus longissimus
Lineage: Eukaryota; Metazoa; Nemertea; Pilidiophora; Heteronemertea; Lineidae
Product: zinc finger protein 271-like
Exons: 4
Coding region: 255-3299 (1014 amino acids)
Biological process (GO): regulation of transcription by RNA polymerase II
Cellular component (GO): nucleus
Molecular function (GO): RNA polymerase II cis-regulatory region sequence-specific DNA binding; DNA-binding transcription activator activity, RNA polymerase II-specific
Source: RefSeq, a predicted model, not a curated record
UACCAUUAUUUGUUUUAUUUUCCGACAAAUAAUGCCAUUUUCUGUGAACAAAAGAACAAUUGCCACUAUAAAAAGCAAUCUCUUACUUUAAAAGGAUGACAGGUUCUUGAAUUGUCUUAGGAACUGGACACUUGAAGUCAAACCUACCCCAAGAAUUCUGCGGUGACAGUAUCCGAUAAUCGGUCCUCUUUGAAUUGCAAAAUAUGAACUGGGGCUGAACAGCAAGUUAGAUUUGACUCCGAGAAACCACAUUCAUGUCGCAUCAAACAACAGUCAAUAUGGAAGGAAAUUGUGAUUUCAAGAUGGAUUCUGGUCUACAGAUCAAGGCAGAAACUUGUGUGCCUAGUUCAUCUGAUAUGGAAGCUGUUUCAGGUGAUCUUGUAAGAACUGAAACGUGGGAUCAGAUAAAAAUGGAACCUUGUGAUAAGAUAUGCCAUUCGUCAUGUGAUGAGAUGGACUCGGUCGCACAGGAUCAAGUGAAGUUUACUUCAGGUAAUCGAACGAACUUCGAAUCACAUGAUCACAUCAAGUAUGAACCUUGUGAUGACUUGGAUUUGGAAACAUUUCAGGAGGAGUCAAUUGCAGAGGUGAUUAAACGAGAACCGACAGAUACUGAACCUUUCAGGUCAGAAUCUGAGUAUGUCGCACUCGCAGCUGGCAAAAUAAAGUCUGAGCCGGAAGAUUUCCAUUUUGGGGAAAUGAACUCUGUUAAAACAGAAAUACAAUUGACAACUUAUCCCGAAAUGCCUGAUGUGUACAUUUCUGGAGAGAUGCAAACAUUUCCAUUUAAAGGGACACCAGAAAAGUUGGUUAUAGUGUCUGACAUGUCUGAAGGAGUUCAAACCAAGGCUGAAUCUGUAUCUGACAGUCAUUUCGAUAACACUACAUGUACACCGGUAGACCUUGCUGAUGUUUCCACAAGUAGUUCUCACAAGUUAGAACCAAGAACUAUCCAGAAGCAAAGCCCAGUAGAUAAAGGAUUAUCAUUGGGGGUAGCCAAUGCCAUUCUGGUGUUCAGUUUGUCUGCUGUGCCACCUCAUCUGUUGCAGGUACCGAUGCCCUUGAUUAGUCCUGCAUGUGCGCUGUCCAGUGGAGGAACAGUCGCGAUGACGAACAUGGCUGUACCAGUGCAGAAUAAAGGUCCAGCUUUAGGACAACCAGACACAGGGACAGCAUUGACUGGCAUUAGUCCACUCAUUCAGAAUAAGAUUAUAGGGCCUACUCCAGUGCGUUCCACCAGAAAACGUCAAACCCAAAGAAGAAAAAAUGUAAUCAAGAAUCGAAAAACUUGUAAUGGAGUGCAUGGUGGUUUACUUGGGAGUUCAUUACUUGAAGUGCAGCCUUUGGUAACUUCUGAACAAGCUGCCGAAUCAGCAUUCCUUUUAGACAGGCCUUCUGAAAGUUGCAAAAAACCAGCAGGAUCAGAACACCUUGUGGACAAAUCUUCGAAGGAAUUCACAAACGGUGCAAAACAAACAGCCACACUUUCAUCUAGCAGAAAAGAUGUCCUUAAAUGUAGAAUUUGUGGUAUACAGUUAACUGAUCUGCGCAGCCUCAAGAUGCAUGAGUAUGAUCACGUCAAGAAGACAGCUUAUGCGUGUCAACAUUGUGGUAUUAGAUUUUCUGCGAAGACCUAUCUUACUGAUCAUGAGUUGAAAAAUCAUUCUGGAGAAAAGCCAUUCAAAUGCAAAUACUGUGUGAAAAGGUUUUCCCGGAAGCCCAGGCUUCUACUACAUGAAAAAUCCCAUACUGGUAAAGAGGCAUUCAAAUGUCAGUAUUGUGAAAUGUGUUUUGAUUGUGAUAGUUCUCUUGCAGGUCAUGAGUGUAUUCACUCUGGUGAACAAGGUUGCAGGUGCAAAUAUUGUGAACGUACAUUUUCUAAGCCGUCUGAUGUUACAAAUCAUGAGCAGACGCAUGUUGGUGAAAAACCAUUUGGGUGUAAAUAUUGUGAGAAGAGAUUUGUGCACAGAUCUGCCCAAAGAAAGCAUGAGCGUUUUCAUGGUGAAAAGGCAUUUCAUUGUAACUAUUGUGACAAAACGUUUUAUCAGAAAUCAGAUUGUGCCAAACAUGAGGGGGUACACACACAAAAUACUGUGGGAAGAUCAUACGCGUGUAAAUAUUGCGAGAACUGUUUUAAACACAAGAUCCAGCUUACCAAACAUGAGCGAGCGAUGCAUGCUGAAUUCAUGCUUUUCAAGUGUAAAACCUGUGGGAAAGAAUUUUCCCAAAAAAAGCACCUUGCCUGUCAUGAAUAUAUUCAUUUAGAUGAAAAACCACUGAAGUGUCAGUAUUGUGAUAGGCGGUUUAUUCUAGUACGUGAUCUUACAAUACAUGAGAACAUUCAUGUUGGUAAAAAAGCAUUUAAGUGUGAAUUUUGUGACGAGAGGUUCUUUCGGCCGUCCGAGGUUACAACACAUGAACGCAUCCAUACUGGUGAAAAGCCAUUUAAGUGUAAAUUUUGUGAAACGACAUUUGCUUUGAAAACUGACCGCAGAGAACAUGAAGGUAUUCAUAAAGGUAUUCAUAUUAAUAGGCCAUUCCAGUGUACGUCUUGUGAAAAGAGUUAUGCAAGGAAGUCGCACCUCAAGGUUCAUGAGCGUAGUCACACUGGUGAAAAACCUUUUAUCUGUACAUAUUGUGGGAAAGGGUUUUCUUCCAGGACAAAUCUUAGACAGCAUGAAUACACUCACGCUGCUGCAAAACCUUUCAAAUGCAAGUAUUGUGAGAAAUCUUAUGGCCAGAAGGGCCUCCUUUCUGUACAUGAGCGGACUCACACGGGUGUUAAGCCAUUCAUUUGUCAGUCAUGUGGGAAAGGGUUUUUCACCAAAGCGAAUCUGUUGAGACACGAGUAUAAUCACACUGGCGAAAAACGGUACAAGUGCAAAUAUCUGUCCUGUGGAAAGCCGUUUUCUGAAAAGCAUGAUCUGAUGAGACAUGAAUACAUUCACACUGGGGAAAGUCCUUUCAAAUGUAAAUAUUGUGGCAAAGGGUUUUCGCGGCAAACUGAUGUUCCUAAGCAUGAGCGUAUUCAUACUGGUGAAAGGCCAUUCAAGUGUGAAUAUUGUGCAAAAAGUUACCCCCUAAAAAACCAGCUUACUGUUCAUGAAUUCUCCCACACUGGUGUAAGACCGUACAGGUGUAAAGAUUGCGGGAAAGGGUUUUCCUACAAGAGCUCUCUUGCAAGUCAUAAAAUUAUUCACAGCGGUGAAAGACCAUUUCAGUGUCAAGACUGUAAGAAACAGUUUAUGAGGAAGACUGAUCUCACUAAACAUGAGAAAAUUCAUCUUAUUGGGAAAUGAACGUUUUUGUUGUGAAAGUCCGUCCUUGCUUGACCGGUAUCUAAUUUACCAUGGUCUAAAAUGACCAUUGCCUAAAUUACUGUUGUCUAAUUUACCAUGGUCUAAAAUGACCAUUGCCUAGAUUACCGUUGUUUAAUUUACUUUGUCUAAAUUACCGUUGUCUAAUUGACUGGUGUCUGACUAUACCUGGAUAUGUGGCUCCUU